Molecule: messenger RNA, 966 nt
Organism: Acanthoscelides obtectus
Lineage: Eukaryota; Metazoa; Arthropoda; Insecta; Coleoptera; Chrysomelidae
Source: the annotation of a GenBank genome assembly
CUGAAAGUUUCCUUUUGAGGUUAGAAUGUAAUUAGGACGUAUUGAAAUUUUUUAUUUGGCAGUCUUAUUUGGCGGUUCAAUUUUUUGUUUUCAAAUGUCUAGACACAGGGUUUCCAAUUUAUUAUCUCAGUUAACAGACCGACAUAAUGAGGAAAACGAAGAAGACAGUCGAUUUGAAAACAUAGAUAAACACAUAAACGAGCUCGUCUUCUAUAUUUUAGCAAGAGCUUCCAAACAAACUAUAUUCAAAGUACAAGACAUGAGAUCAGCACUUGGAAACAUUCCCAAGGGACAGACUUAUUUCCAAAUGGUUAUCGAUAAAGUUAAGCUUAUACUACAAAAAGUUUAUGGGUAUAAUUUAAUUACAGCACCCACUGGGACACAAACACAGUCAAAAUAUUACAUUGUUAGCAAUCGUUUGAAAUAUGUGGAUGAAAGACCUGAUGAAUCAGAAGAUACCGCUAGUGAUUGCAAAGAUAUAUUGUUACUCCUUAUUCUUAGUCACAUAUUCAUGCUGAAAGAUGAAUGUAGUGAAGAUUCCCUAAAUACAUUUCUUGAGUCACUGAAUAUCCAUGUUGAAAGGAGGCAUGCAGUUUUUGGUAAUGUGAAAGAUCGCAUUAAUAUAUUGAGGAGUCAAAAGUAUAUUGCUCUUGGAGAAGAUCAUGAUACAAAAGAAAAAAUUUAUUCUUGGGGACCAGCUGCUGAGGCUACCAUUUCAAAAAUGGAUGUAUUAAAAUUUGUGAGCAAAAUGUAUAAUAGAGAACCUUCCAGUUGGCCUGAACACUACAGAACAGCUGGUUUACAACAUAUUUUAAAUGUAAGAGAAUCCACAAAUCCUGAUGAACUAGACUAAUAAAUAUUGUUAUAUUAAAAAAUAUAUUUUUUUGAUGGAAUGUAUUCCUAAAACCCAAAUAGUCUUUAAAUAAUAUCUUUUCUGUUGAAGUAAAACAAACAGAUUGACAAAAG